AUGAUACUAAACGAGAAAUACGAACCUCCUUGGUGGCUUCCACUGAGAAACUCAUUAGUUAUGAGGAUUGCAACACAAACAACAGCAGAUAUAAAAUGUUUCGAGCUUUACACGACAUUUAGAAUGAAGCAAAACCCAGAAGAAUUCAUAGAAAUUUUAAGAUUUCUUGGAAUCUUCAAAUCUCAACGCAGCAAGCUUUUUUUGAUGCUAUCGAUGUGGAAAGGCAAUUCAGUGUAUUUCGAUUACCAAUUCUAUGUGCUUUCAAGGCUAUUUCAAUCUUAUGAAAUUCCAUGUCCUAAAAAUUACAUAGAUAUACUUGAUAGAUUACACAGACAUUAUUUAGUAACAUUAAGUUUGUUUUGGCAAAACAGAUUUGAAAAAAAUCCAAUCAAAUCGUUUGUUUUCGCAACGAAAUGUGCUUUUACUCAUACAGAACUCAUCAAUCUUUCAAAGUAUCUCAUGUUUGUCUAUCAAUACGAUGCAAAUGUCGCUAAUGCUUACUCAGAAAUCGCAUUAAUAGCAAUGGGAAAGCCAUUACAGUCAGUAAUAUAUAGGAGAUACGCAACUAAACUUUAUGAAAACCCCGGUUCAGUUGUUGACCCUAUUUUCCGAAGAUUUUCGAAUUAUUAUCCGAUUUCUUCUGAAGCUUACAACAUAGAGAUAUCAUCAUUGAAUGAAGAAAGUAAAAGCGAAAAUGAUAAUGCGAGCAGCACCUCGAGAUUAAGAUUCCAUUUUGAUAAUAAAAGUGUAAUCUACAGAGAUGAAGAGUCUGACAACAGUCCGAUGGCGAUGUUCGUGCAGAAGAGUAACAGAUUGAAGAGGUUUUCAAUCUACUUCUCAUUAUCUUUUGCUAUUUUAUGGUCAAUAAUUUUUUCACGAAAUAUUUCAUUAAUUCGAAGUUCAAAGCUCGUCAAAAUCGAAGAAGCAAAGAGGUUAUUGCAGCUUUCAGCGGAAUACAGUGUCAAUUUAACUGCUUGUUUCAUUGUUCAGCCUAUUUUGUCAUCAAUUGCUUCAUCAAAUUUACAAAAUUUUCAGUCUUUCAAUUUUUUGAAUGGUUUACAAAAUUACUAA
Messenger RNA from Trichomonas vaginalis G3, 1071 nucleotides. RefSeq lists its product as uncharacterized. The record is from RefSeq and is a predicted model, not a curated record. The coding region runs from base 1 to 1071 and encodes 356 amino acids. The transcript has a single exon. Lineage: Eukaryota; Parabasalia; Trichomonadida; Trichomonadidae.